UUUAGCCUCCUCCUUCUCAUUUCCACAAUUUAACGCGCCAAACUCUGAUAAUUUUAAACAGAGAGUUUCUCUGUCUCUCUCAUGAGAUUUUCACACACUCUCUCUAAAACUCCGUUUUUGGCUCCGAUUAUGGCGUCCGGAUCGGUUUCUGGUUCGGCUUCGCUGGUGUGGUUUAGGAAGGGUCUCCGGAUCCAUGACAAUCCGGCGUUAGAGUACGCUUCGAAGGGAUCAAAGUCUGUUUAUCCUGUGUUUGUUAUUGAUCCGCAUUACAUGGAACCGGACCCUAACGCGUUCUCUCCAGGGUCGGCCCUGGCCGGUCUGAACCGAAUCCGGUUCUUGCUUGAGAGUCUGGUGGAUCUUGACUUGUCUCUCAAGAAGCUCGGGUCCAGAUUGCUGAUUUUGAAGGGCGAGCCAAGUGAAGUUGUGAUUCGGUGCUUAAAGGAGUGGGAUAUCAAGAAGCUUUGCUUUGAGUAUGACACGGAACCGUAUUAUCAGGCUCUGGAUAAGAAAGUUAAGGAUUAUGCUUCUACAGCUGGAAUUGAGGUUUUCUCUCCAGUGAGUCAUACUCUCUUUAAUCCUGUAGAUAUUAUACAGAAGAAUGGGGGAAGGCCAGCACUGAGUUAUCAAUCAUUUUUGAAGCUUGCCGGGCAACCUUCAUGGGCAUCGUCCCCACUGUCAAUCUCAAUUUCGUCACUUCCUCCUAUUGCAGAUGUUGGAAGUUGUGAGAUUACAGAAGUUCCAACAGUUGAAGAACUUGGCUACAGAGACUAUGAACAGGAUGAGUUGACGCCUUUUAGAGGCGGUGAAUCAGAAGCCUUGAAGAGAUUGAGAGAAUCUAUCAGUAACAAGGAGUGGGUGGCAAACUUUGAGAAACCUAAAGGUGACCCAUCUGCAUAUGCAAAGCCAGCAACAACUGUUCUGUCACCUUACUUGAAAUUUGGAUGUCUGUCUUCCAGAUAUUUCUAUCAAUGCCUUAUAAAUGUUUAUAAGAAUGUCAAAAAGCACACAUCACCACCAGUUUCCCUUGUUGGACAGUUGCUAUGGCGAGAUUUCUUCUACACUGUAGCUUUUGCCACUCCGAAUUUUGACCGGAUGAAAGGUAAUAGAAUUUGCAAGCAGAUACCUUGGAAUAAUGAUGAUGAACUGCUGGCUGCUUGGAGGGAAGCUAGGACAGGGUACCCUUGGAUUGACGCUAUUAUGGUCCAGCUUCGCAAGUGGGGUUGGAUGCACCAUCUUGCUCGACAUUGUGUAGCAUGUUUCCUAACUCGUGGCGAUCUGUUUGUUCAUUGGGAAAAAGGGCGUGAUGUCUUCGAAAGACUUCUUAUUGAUUCAGAUUGGGCAAUUAAUAACGGAAAUUGGAUGUGGCUAUCAUGUUCAUCAUUCUUUUACCAGUAUAACCGCAUCUAUUCCCCUGUGUCAUUUGGAAAGAAAUACGACCCCAAUGGCAAUUAUAUCAGGCAUUUUCUGCCUGUUUUGAAAGAUAUGCCAAAGCAAUAUAUUUAUGAACCAUGGACAGCUCCACUGAGCGUUCAAACUCAAGCAAAGUGCAUAAUUGGAAGAGAUUACCCAAAACCAGUGGUUUCUCAUGAUUCUGCAAGCAAAGAAUGCAAGAGAAAGUUGGGCGAAGCAUACGCUUUGAACCAAAAACUGAACGGCCAGGUGAGCGAAGAUGAUUUAAAAAAUUUAAGAAGAAAAUUAGAGGAAGAUAAAGAGCAGGAAUCCGGAAGUAGAAGGCAAAAGCAAAAGCUCUGACUGGUUAUAACUUAAAACAACAUUAACAAAUUAGGCCUGGCAUUACAAGAGGAUAGUUUUCCACUCUCGCAAAUUCAAGUCAGUAAUCAUAGCUUAAACCCUUUUGAUUCCCAAUAGACCAAAUUAGGAGUAAUCCCUUAACCACAAUCCAUCCAACUUUGUCUCACUUCAUCAAUUUAUCCAAUUAAACUGUUAUCUUAAGGUUUGUUUGUACACUUUUGUUGUUAUCCUCUCCUGGUUUUGAAUGUUUUAUCCCAUUGGCAUAGGAUUUUUUUUUUUACUUUUUUUGGCCAUUUCUAAGAAUUCAAUAAAAGGGGACCAGAGGUUUGGCAACUUUGGUGUAUCUUUUACGACUUGAAUCCUUUUCUGAUUUGAGCAUUUCUAAACUUAGAAGGAUCUCAUGACACGUGCAUUUUCACUUAUUUGUGAUUGAGAUUUAUUUGUAUAUUCUUAUUUUGUAACUUUUAAAUUACAAACUAAC
Messenger RNA from Pistacia vera, 2233 nucleotides. RefSeq names its product (6-4)DNA photolyase. NCBI's taxonomy places the organism in Eukaryota, Viridiplantae, Streptophyta, Magnoliopsida, Sapindales, Anacardiaceae. Gene Ontology annotation, biological process: entrainment of circadian clock by photoperiod; circadian regulation of gene expression. The transcript has 14 exons. Bases 82 to 1752 code for a protein of 556 amino acids. Gene Ontology annotation, molecular function: FAD binding; DNA binding. Gene Ontology annotation, cellular component: cytoplasm; nucleus. The record is from RefSeq and is a predicted model, not a curated record.